Messenger RNA from Nothoprocta perdicaria, 4617 nucleotides. It is a transcript of the gene VKORC1L1, whose product is annotated as vitamin K epoxide reductase complex subunit 1 like 1. The transcript is spliced from 3 exons. Bases 16 to 546 code for a protein of 176 amino acids. Lineage: Eukaryota; Metazoa; Chordata; Aves; Tinamiformes; Tinamidae. Gene Ontology annotation, biological process: peptidyl-glutamic acid carboxylation; vitamin K metabolic process. The record is from RefSeq and is a predicted model, not a curated record. Gene Ontology annotation, molecular function: vitamin-K-epoxide reductase (warfarin-sensitive) activity.
GAGGGAGGGGGUAAGAUGGCGGCGCCCGUCCUGCUGCGAGUGUCGGUGCCGCGCUGGGAGCGAGUGGCCCGCUCCGUCGUGUGCGCGGCCGGCAUCCUCCUCUCCCUCUACGCCUGCUACGUGGAGCGCGAGAAGGGUCGCGACCACCACUACCAGGCGCUGUGCGACCUCACCGAGCGGGUGCGCUGCUCCGUCGCCAUCUCCUCCAGAUGGGGUCGAGGAUUUGGUGUGUUGGGUUCCAUCUUUGGAAAAGACAGUUUAAUAAAUCAGCCAAACAGUGUUUAUGGACUUGUGUUUUAUAUACUACAAAUGUUGCUUGGUAUGACAGCAAGUGCAGUAGCAGCUCUGAUCCUCAUGACAUCCUCCAUAGUGUCUGUAGUAGGGUCUUUAUACUUGGCCUAUAUUCUGUACUUCGUGCUGAAGGAAUUUUGCAUUGUCUGCGUCAUCACAUAUUUCCUGAACUUCAUUCUCUUUAUCAUCAACUACAAACGACUAGUUUAUUUGAACGAGGCCUGGAAACGGCAACUCCAACCCAAACAGGAAUAAGGCCUGUUUGAACUUUUGACUGACAGUCUGAAGACCCAACUUCCAUUAAGUUUAUUUUGCAGUAAUUUUUUAUUCUUCAUAUCAGAAACUUUCCCUGAGAAUCAUAACUGAAUUUUUAAUUAUAAAUUGGAAGGGGCCCUAGAUAACUUUUUUUUUUGUGCUAACAUUGAAUUUAAAUGUGGUUAUGAAAGAAAGCUCUAAUACAAUCAAAGACAAGCUUUAACUUUACUUUAAAGGAGUUUCAGCCACAGCAAAACUAGACUCUCCCUCCGCCCCCUCCACUUGUGCAGUGGGUAACACUUGCUUCAAAAUAUCCUGUAUAUAAAUUCAGUUUCAGGUAUAACAAGAUGUGAUCAUGACAUUAAAUAUUCUAGAAUAGGAUUACCAUAUUUAAUGUUGCCAUGUUUACAGUAUGUGUAUUACAUUUUUUUUUUAAGCUGAUGGACUUAGAUUUGACUAGGACUUACACUGUAAAUAAAACUAGAGAUACUGGUUUCAUCCCUGGAGAACUCACUGUACAAUCAGUUUUGUUAGCCUGGGAGACUUCAGAGUGUUCAGCUCAGAGGUGAUGGACACGGUGGAAGGAGUGACCUCUAUAGAGAAAACAUUGCUGCACUCACUGCUAGUGCUUUCUUAAAAAAAAAAAAAAAAAAAAAAAGAAUACACGAUUGGGUUUUGCUCCUUCUUUCUUUCUUUCUUUUCCUUCCACUAAUGAAAAUGGGAAAGCUGAAACCUGAAGUAUGCCCUUUAAACCCACAAUUUCAUUAAGUUCUGUUCAGAAUGAAAAUAACUAAAUGUGGUCAAUGGAAAGCUACCAUCGGGAUAUUAUAUACAGAUCGGGGGGUUGUGUGUCAGAGAUCUCAUUGAAAUGGCUUAAUUUCCAUGCAGAGUUAUGUUUUCAUUUUAAAGUGCUGUCAGGCAGCCAGUGUUACUAAUGUUUGAUGUUAUAUGAAUGCUGCAGUAUAGGAUUGCAAGUUGCAGUGGAAACCACUGACUGAGUGGGAUAGCCAAGUCGUGCACUGAAUAAGCAGAUACUUAAUUGAUCUUGGUCAGGAUCUUUGGUUUGUGCUAUAUUGGGAAAUGAACUUUAGGACAGACGCACAUAAGGUCCCUUGGAAGGGCCGUCUGUUUAAUGAGAUAAGUAAAUGUGCUCCUGAAAAUGACAUGUGAUAGUGCUAUCAUUGCUCUUUCUAAUAACUAAUUAUAAAAAAAAAAAAAAGAGGGAAAAAAUAGAAGAAAUUAUACUGAUUUAAGCACCUGAACAAAAUUGUAAAUGUUCUUUCUGCACUCAGUAUUCUAAGGCUGAAUGUUAAAAGUGCCUUCUGUCUUGAAAUCUUAAACCAAAUAUUUUGUGGUGAACUUGGCAGGCAGAAGUUCCUGGCUUGAAAAAAUGAACAAACAAAAAGGGAGAGGGGAAAAAAAAAAGGCAACAAAAUUGCUGGGCAUAGGAAGGUAUUCUGAUAUCUAUUCUAGUUUUUAGACUGAGAAGUGGUAGCAAUAUUGUUUCGGUUAACUCAGUGUGACAGAAGGUUGAUGCCAUGAUUCAGAAAAGUGAAAUCCUUCUGUUUCGAACUCUGUGACAGCAAAACAAAAAGUUUGGCUGCUUUUUGUAAUUGGUGCUGUGCUGCUUCUUGCCCUUGUCAGCUUCUAAAUAUGAAGAGUUCCAACUGCAUACCCAUUUAUUUAAAGAGUUAGUUAAACUAGUCUAGUUUUGUUCUUAAACAUGAAUGUCUAAGAGACACUUAUGCUGUAUUGCUAAGUGAAUUUUAAACACUAAGUUGCUGAGGAUAAACUUGACUGUGAAACAUGCAGCGUUCAGUAGAGAAGAUAGGAUUUUUAGACUCAAUUCGCAAAUUAGUAUUUAAAUUACUACGGAGGUAAUUUUCUGGUUUGUAUCCAGGAUGUAGGUGGAAACUGCUUUGUGUAUAAAGUUCUGUGGUAUGAGUAACAUCUGUUGCAUGUAACACUAAAUUACUUGUCCCUCUUGUCUAACGAUUUUGGACAACAAUUCAUUUUGUAUUGACCAGAGUAUAGUUAAAGCUUGUCUUGAUGUUUAGUUCUGUCUCUUAAAUGCCUUGAACUUUGAUGUGGAAGGAGUGGACAAUGUUAAACUGGUCCCUCAAGGCUUUACCCUGUCCUUGUACAUGCCUUGAGGCAAUACUGCUGUUUCACGCGUUGUAUGGAUUUGUUUUGAUGCAUUCCUAUGAUCUACACUAAGGCAUCUUUUCAUCCAAGGAAGAGGUGAACACGUGCAGCCUGAAAUGGUUAGUCGCAGUGUUAAUACCUCAGAGCAAGCAGCAAUGGAGACAAGUAUGAUCAGUGAUUACUUGGUCCGAUUUCUGGUUUAAUCUACAACAAAAAAAAAAGGAGAAAAAGAAAAAAAAAAAGAAAAAAGAAAAAAAAAGCCCCAUCAACUGAAAGUUAAGUGUUGACUAACUUCACUGUCUUGUGCUUGUCUGUGUGGGCAUAGUCUGUUAAUUCAGUUUGUUGAGUAAAAUUGUUUAGGGCCAGAUUUUCAGCGUUUAUGUCUGCAGUCCUCGUUUGUGUGCACAGAGGGAUCAAAUGCAAAAUUAGUUUGGUCUCUGGAAGAAUUUACAGCGCUACGUUGUGCACGAUCUUGCAGUUCUGAUCCUUAAUUGUAAACUUUUGUCUCGUGUGCUUUUCUUACAGUUACUUUUUACUGGAAGUGAUUUGCUACAAAUGGCCCUAAUUCUUCUACUUUCGUGCUUCAGAAACGGAGUUGGCGUGAAUAAAGGGCAAAAUAAUACUAGCAGUAGAAAUUUGGACCUUUUUGCUUCCAGUUCUUUGACUCUUUCCUCAUUGCUGCCAACGAUAGAAACAGCCUAUUUCUUCCAGUAAAAUGGCUCAGGUUACGAUUAGGAAUGUGACAGAAAUCAGACAAGUGCUUCAUGCAACUGCCCCCCUCCUGGCCCAGCCAAAACAACUGAUGGCAAGUAUGUGUUUGAUGCUAAUUUGACCUUUGCAAAACAAUGUAACAUACGGGAUCUUCCAGGGAAAUCUUGAGGAUAUGGGAGAAAGGCUACCUGCUAGUAAGUAAUAGCUGGUUUGGGGGAGAGAUGAUGGGCAGCUUUGUUACAGAUUCUAGUUGUGGUUUUAACACUCAUGAGAAUUUGGCAGGGGGAAAGUUGGGGAGGAAAAAAAAACGACAAAUGGUGUUUCUGAAUUUGGGACACUGCUUUCCUCCUUUGCUCUCAGAAGUUCUGCAGGGAGGGCUGGUUGGGGAGGCAAAGAAAUGAAAUCCCAAAACUUGUUUAGGAAGUAAACAUUCCUGAAAUCCUUUUACUGUAAGGUACUUGCUACUCCUAAGGCCAACGAAGCAUUCAAGUCUCAUUUAGAAAACGAAUGUUCCUGAAAGAUUCUUACUGUAAAGUAUUUGCAAUUCGUAAGGCCAAUGAAACAUUCCCUACCACCUUUGAUGUCCGAGGUGAGGAUGGAUUUCUCUAAUUGGGAGAUUUCUGCAUACUGUAGUAUGUAUUUGUCUUCUGCUGUACAGUGUCUCUUGAUCAUUCAGAAAGAUAGGCAAGGUGCUUCAGGCAGCACUUGGGGCCCCAAAUUUGUAUGGGCUGAAACUCAGGAGGUCUAGUAAUUUUGGUUCUGCCAAUGUUUAAACACCAUCUAGAGAAAACUGGUCCAGAAAAGACGAAGUAUUGUUACCAUAAAACUGUAUUAAGCAUGGCCUAAAUAUUGGGUGUUUGUUCUGUAUAGUAUGUUCCAUCGACUAUUUAUUACUAGUGCUUUAAACUCCAGAUUAAACAUCCAUUUAAGUGGAGUCACUGGGCAGAUGUUCCUUUUAUCAAUAUAGGUUGAGAGAUUCUCUAUUGGAGGUUUAGGAUACAAUUUUGCUAACAGGUAAAACAAUGUAAAUAUGUAUGAAUUUUAUUUGUUGCACAUAACUUUUUUGGUAUAAAAAAAUAAAUGUAGAAAUUAUCUGUGGAUGUCUUGCUGCAAUCAUUCUUAUGCUGCAUUCAUGCAGUCCAAACAUAAGAGCUUGAAUGAACCCAAUCAGAGGCCUUUUUGGACUCAGUCUGAGCCUUAGAAACUGUUUUUAAA